Messenger RNA from Hibiscus syriacus, 813 nucleotides. RefSeq names its product expansin-like B1. The coding region runs from base 31 to 789 and encodes 252 amino acids. The transcript is spliced from 3 exons. Gene Ontology annotation, cellular component: extracellular region. The record is from RefSeq and is a predicted model, not a curated record. Lineage: Eukaryota; Viridiplantae; Streptophyta; Magnoliopsida; Malvales; Malvaceae.
UGUUCCAUUAUUGCUUUUGAAGCUGAAAACAUGGGCUACUCAUUUAAGUUCCACUGUUGCAUUGUGUCGAUCAUGGUGCUAUUUUCUACACUCUGUUACUCUCAGGACGAUUUCGUUAAGUCCAGAGCAACUUACUAUGGCAGCCCUGACUGUUUAGGGACUCCAAGAGGAGCUUGCGGGUAUGGAGAAUAUGGAAGGACCGUGAAUGAUGCGAAUGUGGCUGGGGUUUCGUACAGGCUCUACAAAAAUGGAGCUGGCUGUGGUGCUUGCUAUCAGGUUAGGUGCACAAACCCUCAACUCUGCACAGAUAAUGGGGUGAACAUAGUGGUGACCGACUAUGGAGAAGGAGACAACACCGAUUUUAUCCUCAGCCCCCGCGCUUACGGUAGAAUGGCACAGUCGGACAAAGCGGGCGAGCUGUACGCUUAUGGAGUAGUUGAAGUCGAAUACAAGAGAAUCCCCUGCCGCUACGGUGGUUACAAGCUGCAGUUCAAGGUUCAUGAACAUAGCAAGUACUCCAAUUACUUGGCCAUUGUGAUCUUGUACCAAGCCGGCAGAACCGAGAUCCUUGCGGCACAAGUUUGGCAGGCGGAUUGUAAUGAGUGGAUAGAAAUGAGGAGGGCGUAUGGGGCGGUUUUCGACACGACGAGUCCGCCAUCAUCGGGAUAUGUCAGUUUUAGGUUCCAAGUGAGUGGCAGCGCCGGGGUGUAUUGGGUGGAGGCAGCAAAUGCGCUCCCCAGUAACUGGGAAGCUGGAGUUGCUUAUGAAUCCGAUGUUCAGCUUGAAUGAAGCACCGGAAUUGUAUUUUGAGAA